CUGUCAGAUUUCGGUCAUUUCGAAAUUUGUGCAUUUUAAAUAUGAAACAAUGUUUUUGGUUUAUAUCCUUGGAAGUUGGAUGCGCUUUUUCAGCAAUUGCUUUUUUGGUCAUAGCCAUAGGCGAGAUGUUUGUUGGACGUGUUAUGGAUCUUGUUGAAGUUGAGAGAGCAGUUGUCAUUCUUCACGCUUUCAUCUUCAUGGCAGGAGCAGUUAUGCUUCUAAUUGGCAUUUUGGUAGGCGAUCUGGUGUGUAUUUUUCUCUUUGUACUUUUUGGUUUUGGUGCAUUAAUUGCGAAAGUUGCCGCUGUUGUGGUUUUCAUGAUACAUGGAAAGAGGAACGAUUCGGAGAAAAUUUGUAUUUCACUUUAUGCCUGUACACUUUUCGUUAUUCACUCCUACAUAAUACUGAUAGCUUGGAGUUUGGGCAAGAAGCUAUGGAAUCAGCAGCAUCAUAAUAUUCAGAUGUCAGUUCGACACCACAGAUGGGGGCAUCAUCGACACCAUCCAGUUAUGGGAGUUUGAAAAAAAAAUCAUUCGGUAUAUUAAUGUAAGGAUGAAUUAAUAUUAUAAUAUAUACAUUUUGAAAU
Coccinella septempunctata (seven-spotted ladybird) is the source of this 586-nucleotide messenger RNA. RefSeq lists its product as uncharacterized. The record is from RefSeq and is a predicted model, not a curated record. NCBI's taxonomy places the organism in Eukaryota, Metazoa, Arthropoda, Insecta, Coleoptera, Coccinellidae. The transcript is spliced from 5 exons. Bases 42 to 521 code for a protein of 159 amino acids.